GCAUUUUUCAAUCAUAGAUUCUAGAGGUCCACUCUACACCGGAAGGAAUGAUGGUAAAAGAUAAGAAUCGUCCUAAACCACCGAUGACACCAUAUGCAUGUUUCGUGCAAGUAAUACGUGAGGAACAUCGAAAAAAACAUCCGACAGAAAAUGUUAUUUUCAGUGAAUUUUCUAAGAAGUGUGCAGAAAAGUGGAAGCUCAUGAAUUUGGAACAACGAAAAUGUUUUGAGGAAAUGGCAAAAUUAGAUACGGAGAGAUUCAAUCGAGAAAUGGCUCAUUAUAUACCACCAGUCGGAAUGAAGCGAGGUCGUAGACGGCGACGCAUCAAAGAUCCAAGUAUGCCUAAACGUUCAUGGUCAGCAUUUUUCUUCUUUUGCGAUGCAUUUCGAUCAAAAAUUCGUAGUGAGCACCCCGAUUGGAAGGUUAGUGAUAUUGCCAAGGAGUUAGGUAGACGAUGGGAAGAGUGUUCCGAUAAAGAGAAAUACGAAAGACGCGCACAGAAUGAUAAAUUACGUUAUGAACAAGAUAUGGAGAAAUACAAAGCUGGAUUGUAUGUGGCGACCAAACGUGCUCGAGUUGGUGAUCAGACGAAAUCAAACGAGAUACUUUCAUGCUUAAACAAUCAGUCACAUCAUAAGGAAUUAGGUGAGGCAAGUCAAAUUUCAAAUGAUGAAGUAGGACGAGGUGAUGGAGACGAUGAUGAUGGAGAUGAAGAUGAUGUCGAUGAUGAUGACGAUGAAGAUAAUGAACAACAACAGUCAAACAGAUCUAACACUCAUGAAAUGCCUGUUUGUGGUGAUCACAAAACACCAGAACAAAUUGUCUCCAGUGAUACAAGUAGUAUUAUUAUAAAUACAGGAAAUUAG
Messenger RNA from Schistosoma margrebowiei, 866 nucleotides. The record is from the annotation of a GenBank genome assembly. NCBI's taxonomy places the organism in Eukaryota, Metazoa, Platyhelminthes, Trematoda, Strigeidida, Schistosomatidae.